CCACCUCUUCACUUUUCGAUGACUCCAAGCUUGUAGCCAGUUUUGGGUUGAGACUACUGGCCGCUAUUUUGAUCACUUUUCAGUCAAGCCUCCGAAAACACUUAGUUUUCAAAAUAUGCCCGGAGCUCUCGUCCAAUCUUAAUCCAAAUUCUUCGUGCGCACGAGAGUUCAGGAAAAAUGGAGCUGACUUUAACGCUCACAGUCAUUUGCGUCGCUUUGCCGUCAUGCGCGUCGAGCUCUUAUUUGAGCAGUAAUUUUGUUUUGGAGCCCUGUGAUUUCCUUUUUGACACGGCGGUGGAAGCCUACUAUAAGGGAGACUGGCUCUCGGUAAUCCUGAAUAUGGAGAAGGCUCUCCGGAACAGAGCGACAGUCCGGAAGGUAAAGGCAGACUGCCGACUCGGAUGCGCCAACCGGACCGUUUUCGAAGACCCCAUGCCCGGCCUCGGAAUUUCCAUACCCGGGGCUGGAUCUGUGGAGGAUCUGGGUUUCUUUCGGGAAAUUCUCAAACGCGCGGACUGUGUGAAUUCUUGCGAAACGGAGAAACUCGGUACACCGACUUUGCAUCAAGUCGGUGAAGCGGUGGAGUUGGAGUUCAAGAGGAGGACCCCUUACAAUUACUUGCAAGUCGCGUAUUUCAAGAUAAAUAAGCUGGACAAGGCAGUGGCAGCAGCUAACACAUUUUUUCAAGCAAACAAAGAUCACAAGGAGAUGAGACAGAACCUGGACUACUACAGCACAAUGUCAGGAGUGGAGGAAAAAGACUUCAAAGAUCUUGAAGCCAGACCACAUAUGGUAAACUUCUUGGCGGGGAAGAGUUACUACAGCGACAACUCUUUCGGCCUGGCAGCCAAACUAUUUGAGGUGGCUGUAGAUGAGUACUUCGUUGCUGAUGAAGAGUGCAGAGCACUUUGUGAGGGAAGCUACAACUAUGAUGGCUACAAUUACAUGGAGUACAAUGCUGACCUCUACCAGACAAUGACAGACCAUUACAUACAGGUACUAAAUUGUAAGCAGCGCUGUUCCGUGGAGCUAGCCUUUGCUGCUGCUGAAAGUGACAAGCCCUUGGAGGAUUUCCUUCCCUCACAUUUUAACUACCUGCAAUUUUCCUACUACAACAGUGAAAGCUAUGACCUGGCCAUCGAAUGUGCAAAGACGUUCUUGCUCUUCCAUCCUGACAAUGAAGUGAUGAAACAGAAUCUUGCUUAUUAUUCAGCCAUACUGGGAUUGGACAAGGCAGCGUUCAUACCAGCAAGACAGAUGGUGAAGCGGUUCAUUCAGCGUUCUCUGCUGGAGAAAGAACUAAUGUACUUUGGAUAUGAAGCAUUUGGAAUAACAUUUAUUGAUCCCGACCCCUGGACUCCAGAAGAUAUCAUGCCUAGAAAAUUGAGAGAAAAACAGAAGGCUGACAGAGAGACAGCAGCGAGGAUCACGGAAGAAAUAGGAAACCUGAUGAAAGAGAUUGAAACUCUGGUUGAAGAGAAGAAGAAGGAUUCUACAGAUUUGGCAAACAUAGUAGUAGCACAAGAAGGUGGAAGUCUAUUUUAUGACAACAUAAAAGUGACCUUGACAUCCAUGCAGCUGAAUGGCUCUCAACGGGUCUUGCUUGAUGGGGUUAUCACCGAUGUUGAGUGCACGGAGUUGCGCCGUCUGUCUAACGCAGCUGCUCUCAAAGGUGAUGGUUACCGUGGACAUCCUUCCCCCCACUCCCCUGCUGAAAUGUUUCAGGGAGUCACUAUUUUGAAGGCUCUGAAGCUGGCACAAGAAGGAAAGGUUUCACUGAUGGAUGUCCGUCUGUUCUUUGAUGUUAGCGAGAAGGUGAGGAAGGUUUUGGAGUCAUACUUUCGCUUGAGUUCCCCACUCUACUUCUCCUAUUCACAUCUGGUGUGUCGCUCUGCGAUUGAGGAGAAGCAAAAAACACGUAAUGAUCUGAGCCACCCUGUUCAUGUUGACAACUGUCUGCUGGUCUCAGAGCUCAAUGAGUGUUUAAAGGAACCGCCUGCAUACACACAUCGAGAUUACAGUGCAAUACUUUACCUGAAUGACGACUUUGAAGGAGGAGAUUUUAUUUUCACAGAAUUAAAUGCCAAAGUAGUCACGGCUUUGGUGCAUCCAUUGUGUGGCCGUGUGGUUGGAUUUGGAGCAGGAAAGGAAAACCCACAUGGUGUGAGAGCUGUAACAAAGGGACAGAGGUGUGCUGUUGCACUGUGGUUCACCUUGGAUCCGGCUCAUGAGGAAAAGGAAAGAAUCCAAGCUCAGCAUAUGCUGGAGAUGUUCUCCACCACUUUGAUGAAAGAUUUUAACUCAAAAGAGGCAAUGGUGAGCUCAGACCACUAUUCCAUGGUGACAGAAACAACCAGAGAGACUGACAAGACAGAAGUAGAUCAACAAGAGACUAAAGAUGAAGAGAAAGUUAACACAUAUAACAUACAAAGAACAGCUGAGGUCAAGACAGAUGCAGUACAUCCUGUUAACAUAGAUGGACAACAGACACUCAGAACAAAAGUGGAGCAGUUGGACAAAAAUAAUUCCAAAAAUGCAGUCAAAAUGGAUGCCCAAACCCCUUCCUCUCAGAACAGCAAGGAUGAGUUGUAAUCCAAUUUAACGUAUGUUUUUUCUUCAUACUGUGUGGCCUGAUUGAAACUGAGUGAAAAUACAUUGAUGUGUUUGAAAAAUGUCUUGUAGUUAUUUAAUGAAUUUGAUAUGAUGGGCGAGUUGAAUGCAGUCAUAACAAGCAAUAUGGACAGCUUUCAAAUCUUCUCUUAAAGGUGACACUGUAGUAAUUACUCACAUCUAGCGUAGAAAUUGUGUAUCGCAUCCAAACGAAUGGUGCACUGAAUGUGUGCACCCAUACAUUGAUUUUGGCCAGUAAACAACUGCAAAUGUUACACAGUGUCCCUUUAACUAUACUGUUCUUUGAGAUAAUAAAUAAUAAUUUGACAUUCAA
Molecule: messenger RNA, 2944 nt
Organism: Phyllopteryx taeniolatus (common seadragon)
Lineage: Eukaryota; Metazoa; Chordata; Actinopteri; Syngnathiformes; Syngnathidae
Gene: p3h1
Product: prolyl 3-hydroxylase 1
Exons: 15
Coding region: 178-2592 (804 amino acids)
Biological process (GO): collagen metabolic process
Cellular component (GO): endoplasmic reticulum
Molecular function (GO): protein binding; procollagen-proline 3-dioxygenase activity; L-ascorbic acid binding
Source: RefSeq, a predicted model, not a curated record